CCACCAUCACCACCACCACAACCACCACCACCACCAUCACCACCACCACAACCACCACCACCACCAGCACAAAGCGAUGGAUCUCCCGGCGUGCUCCCAGCUCCUGCCCCUCCCCGCCCCCUCCUCCCCACCGCCACCGCCCCGCGAGGCUUCGGCUUCGGCUUCGCCGUCGAAGCGCCACCGCUGCCGGGACUGCCCCUACGGCACGGACCACCGGGGCGACCUCGAGAAGCACCGGCGCACUCACACCGGCGAGCGGCCCUACGCCUGCGCCGACUGCGGCCGGGCCUUCGCCGUCUCGGGCUCGCUGCGCAAGCACCGGCGCACGCACACCGGCGAGCGCCCCUUCGAGUGCGCCGACUGCCGCCGGGCCUUCUCCGUGCCGGGCUCGCUGCGCAAGCACCGGCGCACGCACACCGGCGAGCGGCCCUACCCCUGCGCCGACUGCGGCCGGCGCUUCGCCGACCGCGGCAACCUGCGCAAGCACCGGCGCACGCACGCCGGCGAGCGGCCGCACGCCUGCGCCGACUGCGGCCGGCGCUUCGCCGACCGCGGCAACCUGCGCAAGCACCGGCGCACGCACACCGGCGAGCGGCCGUACGCCUGCGCCGACUGCCCGCGGGAGUUUGCCGAGUCGGGGCAGCUGGGGAGGCACCGGCGUGCGCUUCACCGGAUCGGCGGAGGAGGCGGCGGAGGAGGAGGAGGAGGAGGAGGAGGAGGCGGAGCGUCGCCUCCGGCGUCGGCGAGGGCGGUGCGCUGCUCCGUCUGCUCCGCUCGGUUUGCCGGCCUCGGGGAGCUGCGGCGGCACCAGGAGUCGCACGCCGGGCAGAAGCCGUUUGUGUGCACCGUGUGCCAGGGGACGUUCACCAGGUCCACCCACCUCCGCCGGCACCAGAAGGGGCACACCGGGGAGACGAGCGCCGCCCCGAAGGCCGGGAAGGCCCCCCCGAAGGGCAAGGCCAAGGGGGGGAGGGCCGCUGCCAAAUCUACGGCGGCGAAAAGGGCCAAGCGGAUCGCCGCGGACGCGGACGACGCCGACGCCGACGCCGGCACAGCCGCCCAGACGGGAUUCGGGAAAGGGCGUCGGAAGAGCCGGCGGGCCAACAGCGGCAGAGCCGAGAGCGCAGCGGUGAGCGGUGGCGGCCACCGUGGCGGUGGUGGCGGUGGUGGUGGCGGUGGUGGCGGUGGUGGUGGUGGUGGUGGUGGUGGCGCUCCUCCGUCUCUGGUGAAGCAGGAGCUGCAGGCCCUGGACUCGGCUUCGCACUUCUGGCCUGCGGAGCGCCGCGGUGCCGAGGGGGACGACCCCUUCAGCCUGGCCAACGUCAAGCGGGAGUAUCAAUAACGCUGGCGGGCACAGCCAGGCAGGCAGACAGCCGGCCGGCCGGCCAGCCGGUAAAGCAGCCUGGCCAAUAGCACACGAUAGCAGCUCAACCAGUUGGCCGAUGUCGUCAUCGUCGUCGUCGUCACCAUCAUCAUCGUCACCAUCAUCAUCAUCGUCGUCAUCAUGGUCACCAUCAUCAUCGUCACCAUCAUCAUCAUCGUCGUCAUCGUCAUGAUCGUCGUGUGAGAAUUCAUAACGGCGAUUCUUAAACGUGGGAAGGCGACAACAAGGCACAAGACGACCCAGAGACCACCGCCAGAGACAGCCAGAGACAGACUCCACGGAGACAGAGAGACAGAGACAGACUCCACGGAGACAGAGAGACAGAGACAGACUCCACGGAGACAGAGAGACAGACUCCAC
Molecule: messenger RNA, 1744 nt
Organism: Petromyzon marinus (sea lamprey)
Lineage: Eukaryota; Metazoa; Chordata; Hyperoartia; Petromyzontiformes; Petromyzontidae
Biological process (GO): regulation of gene expression
Cellular component (GO): nucleus
Source: RefSeq, a predicted model, not a curated record